Sabethes cyaneus is the source of this 975-nucleotide messenger RNA. RefSeq lists its product as uncharacterized. Gene Ontology annotation, cellular component: nucleus. Gene Ontology annotation, molecular function: zinc ion binding. Lineage: Eukaryota; Metazoa; Arthropoda; Insecta; Diptera; Culicidae. The record is from RefSeq and is a predicted model, not a curated record. The transcript has 2 exons. The coding region runs from base 1 to 975 and encodes 324 amino acids.
AUGUUCAACGCUAAAAAUUUAAUGAAUGUAUGCCGUACAUGCUUAAAUUAUUUCGAUCAUCACUCGUCUGUUCCGGUGGACAGUGUGGAAGAAUCGAGCGCGAAGAGUUAUCGGGACUUUCUCUCCGAGUGGCAUACCGGGUAUACCACAUUCAACAAUCAGACAUAUGAAGAACAUUUGCCGCAACAAGUCUGCCAAGAUUGUGCCCAACGAAUCGAUGGAAUCCUUCAGUUUCAAACAGAAACCGUUUUCAACUUGCGGUUAUUGUCUGCCAUCGGCGAAGCCAAACUGACCGGUAAGUGCACCUUGUUGCGAAAGCUACUACGAUCAGAAAAAUAUCGCAAAACUUUAUGUAAGCUUGGGCAGAUAGAACAAGAUAAUAUAUUAUCGGUUGAUGAUCUGCUUAAUGUAUUUGAUCAAAGUUCAGUUUGCCAUGCGACUAUUAAAAAAGAAAUAACUGAGCCACCCAAGGAGGGAGGUUUGAAUGAGAAAAACGACAUUCCUAUUGUUUAUGGACAAUUGCAAGAGCAGACGCCCCCUGAAGGUGAAAGUGAUUUGGAACUGGAUAUGAAAUUUGAAGUUGACGAUCAGGAAGGGUGGGCAGCAGCAGAAGGGGACGAACCAUCCACUGUUAAGCAGCCAAAGAAACACGCUAGCGGUAUUCGCAAGAAACCCUGUUUAAUCGAAGGUUGUGAACCAAUAGUUGUCGGUCAAGCUGUUCAGCAUGUGAAGGAAAAACAUCGAACUUACUGCAAGAUUUGUGGAUUGGUUUUUGGUUCAUACACGAGGGCAACAUCACAUGUGGCAAUCCAUCGACCAGCUGAGCACCGAUUUAGUUGCGAGUUGUGUCCUAAAUGUCGUAAUUUCCGUAACCGGGCAGCAUCUCUGCGCGUGUUACUAACUAGUAUCGUUGCCGAUAUAAGACAGAGGGCUCACCAAGAAUGGCUCGCUUACUCGUCAAUCGGAUGCUGCUAA